Molecule: messenger RNA, 717 nt
Organism: Ilex paraguariensis (yerba mate)
Lineage: Eukaryota; Viridiplantae; Streptophyta; Magnoliopsida; Aquifoliales; Aquifoliaceae
Source: the annotation of a GenBank genome assembly
AUGCUUGCUAUUGGUCUUUAUCUCCGUGGUAAAGCUAACCUACAGAUGAUGGAACAAUAUAAAUUACGGUGCCUACAACUGCUACUUAAGCAAAAAAAUGAGUUGAGUGUGGAUAGAUACGUCAAUGCUAUGCACCCUUUGAAAGAAAAAGCACAGAAAUGUUAUGCAAAAUCCAUUGAACUUGAAAAGGAUGAGUUUGUGCGAAUGAUGCUUCUUGAUGGGUGUUUUAUGAUAGAGGUAUUUCGCAAGCUUGUCGAGGAAGACAAUAGGGAUGAUCCUAUUUUGAAAUCUGUAAGGAAGUUUUUAAAUUGCCUCGUCAACUCUCCCAAGGAUGCCGAAAUGCUAAGUCACUGUGGAAUCAUUGACAAUUGGCUAGGUGAUGAUAAAGCCGUUUCAUCCCUGUUGAACAAAUUGGGCAAUAAUGUCAUCCUAGAUUCUGCAUCUUUUUGUUACUCCCAAACUUUCAACAAAGUUAACAAACGGAAGGAGGUGUUGAGAAUAUAUGAAGCAACUUCAGGCCAGCAGAUUAAUCUGGAGAAGUCUGCAAUGGUAUGUAGUAGGAAUGUUACAGAAGAGGUUGCUGAGGAGGUGAGAGCAGCAUUAGGGGUUGUGCAGCGUCUUGAUUUCUCACAGAUUUUAGUUGUUCACGUGUCUUAUAGUGGAGGGCAUAUUCGUCUAGGAAGUCCAAAUGUCCAGUCAAAUGGCACACUCAAGUGA